UCUCGCUUUUCCGUCUGCUGAUAGGCUUUUUGCAAUACUUCUAAAUUUGCAUAAAUCAACGUCUGAGUAGAUCGAAUACGUCCGUUUGAAAGGGAGAGAACGCGGAGCCGUUGCCACAGAAACCAGACAGCAACAGAGCUUGCCAAAAGAGGAGCGCGGGAAGCGGAGGGGAGGCUGUUAUUCAAGUCUUAAAUGAAUGAUUGGUGAGACAGCUGAGCUACUCCCGCUCCCAAUUACAGCCAGUUACAGGUGCAAGUGCAGCGAUGCAUAAAGUGGACAUUCAGGCCGAGCUCAGAGAGGCAGCUGCCAUUGAAGCCCGCCGGAACCGGGAGAAGCAGAGACAGAGCCGCAUCUUCAAUGCUCGCUACCGUACCAUGGGGGUGGACUUAGAAGGCUUGAAGAGGCAAGUGGAAGAGCGGAAACUGAGAGAGAAUAUGGAGAAGCAACGAGAGGAAGCUUUUGAUGCAGACAGGGUGCAAUGUGACAAGGUUGCACAGAUGUUGGAGGAAGAGGAGCACCAGCGGAAGAAACGGUUGUCCCAGGAUCUGGUGGAGUUCCGUGAGCGGGAGCAGCAGCCUUUUAUGCGGCGGGAGUGGGACAUCCAUGACCCCGAGGUGGUGCGCAAAGGGCAGCCGGCCCGCGUGAGCGAUGAUGACCCGCGCUGUGGUCCUUCUAGCAUGCAGUGCUUUGCUGGUGAGGAUCUGAAUUCGGCUGCCCGCCUCAAACUGCAGAAGGAGCAGAACAAGCAUGCAUUGGAGGAGCAGAGAACUGAACGGAAUAAGGAACUUGGUGAUCAAAAAUACGCAGAUAAUCUGGAAGGCAAAAAAAGAAUUGAGCUGGAUUUGCGAGCUAUGGAGCUGGCACGAUUAGAGGAAGAAUGUCGCAGGGCUAAAGCCAUGGCAAUAGCAGACUUUAAUCGAGCACAGGCUGCAGAGGUUGCAGAGCAGCAGCGUCUAUCUCAGCAGCGUGAGCAGGACGACAACUAUGUUGAGAUUCACAACCACCUGACUGGCAACUUCCUGUCGGAAGACCCUGAUACUGCUAAAAGCUUGUUGGGGUCACACCGUGUGAUUACUGACCGCUGGAAGGGGAUGAGCCUGGAGCAGCUGCAGGCUGUGUGGAAAAUGCAGAAAGAACAGUGCAGAGAAAACCAGAAACUUCGGCAAGAGGAAAGGCAACGGGUUGCUGAGUGGGACAGACAAAGGGAACUGGCAGCUCAUACGGCCAUGCAGAUGGAGGAGCAGGAGCAGAAUUUCCGUGUGGAGCUGAGGAAGAGCCUGGAUGCUUACAACCAGGAACUGGCUGAUGCACAGAAAUCCAACUUCCAGUUUCUGGAGAAAGAAGUCUACACCAACGCACCUACAGCCCACUAUCAUUUACAGUUUAACACUAGCAGCCGCUGAUGGAAGAUGCAGCUGGCAGGAGUUUUGGUUUCCUUUGCAUUUGGUUAUCUUGAGAUACUUCGUCGUCUUUGUGAAAGAAAUGAAAAAUACACAAGCAGAGUCACAGCUGAGGAAAGUCGUAAGGACCAAAAGCCAUGGAUUCAUACACCUAACUAAAUCAGAUGUGUGCAACUUUUGUUGCCAUAUAACUUUUAAAUGGCAUUUGGGGGCCCACCUCAGAAAGACUGAAAAAUGGGGCCCAAAUGUGACCACUUUGAAAAUGACUCAAAAGAAGCAUAUUGAACCUGGCCUUUCUUUGCUCUUCAUUAAAGCAGCCUGUUUUUAGGCUUCAGCACAAGCAUGAAAAAAGAAUGUACUCCACCAGCUUUUUUUCAGGCUCCCAUGAAAAUU
Python bivittatus (Burmese python) is the source of this 1793-nucleotide messenger RNA. RefSeq names its product RIB43A domain with coiled-coils 1 (gene RIBC1). NCBI's taxonomy places the organism in Eukaryota, Metazoa, Chordata, Lepidosauria, Squamata, Pythonidae. The record is from RefSeq and is a predicted model, not a curated record.